CCUAAGGUCAACCCCGCUUGAAGCUAUGGUGUUCACCUCCUCAAUGGCUGACCCACGGACUGUGAAGUAUGAGGCAGCGUUGAAGCUCUUUCAGAUCGAAGUUCCAACAUGCCCACUUUGGAGUCUUCUCAAGUUCCACCCUGACAAGUCUGGAGCACAGAGCGGUCAGGGCCAGAUCACCAAGAUCAACCAAGGCUUCGCGAUUUUGGAGCCAUUCUCCAAGCAAGUCAGCCAACAGGCGGCAGCGGCCAAUCGCAAUCGGAAGCUGAAAUGUGCAUGGCUAUUGGAACACUUCUGUGAGCAGGGGCUGGAAUGCAUACAUUGCGUUGCCCUUGCUCAAUCAGUUUUCGGGUGCACUGGUUGCAGCCACACGGGACAGGCUGCACCUUGGGGAAGAAAUGGAGCAUCAUCGAAUCGCAGUGGAAGACGUUCUAUUACCAAAUUGCUGCCCAUGAAGGCGUUGAGGCAGCCAUUGCUUGGCUCAACGGGGCCAAGGCCGCAAAGGCCGGCAGAGACCAGUUUAGCAAAGACCUAGCGGCCGCUCUAAAGAAAGAAGAAGACAUAAUUUCAAGGAGGCAAGAAGCAUGUACAAAAUUCUCCCCAUACGCACUUGACCAAGGACGAAGAAACACACAACGUGUCGAUACAUGUCGAGCCAUUGGAAGCGGUCCAGGAAUCGACUGUUGUCCCGACCGAAUUCUCCGAAGUUAUGCGAUUUGAUGAAUCCGGCAUCAUCAGCAUCUCCGGAGAAAUUGAAUCUGCAGCGCAAGAUUUUGUGCUCGGUCAACUUCCGACCGCACUAAAAUAGAGGACUUGUUGAAGUAGACACUGAACGCGUGACAGCACAAGAGCAGGCGCUUUUGGACCACAUGGCAAAGUUAAGUCUUGUAAUCCCAACAGGAAAGGCGUAUGUGAUCGCAGAAGUGCUUCUGGAAGAGUACCAAGAUUGGCCUAGCCCUGGCAAAGAAGUUGGAGCUGCCGGAUACCGACGACACUUGGCUCAAAGUUCACAGAGCUGCUUAAGUCUACCCUGAUGGACCAACUGACGUCGGAGAAGUUCGAAAACGGAGCAUUUUGCGCGAGCCUCAUCGCUUUGGGAGGUGACUGCUUCGCGCGAGGUGACUGGUUCGAAGCAUGUCGAAGCACCGAGGCUUGAGACCGGCACUGCUGCUGCUCAGUGGUGGAACCCAGCUCGGGCCGGUCGACCGGGGGGAGUGGAUGGAGUGGACGGAACACGAGAAAGUCAUCUACA
Messenger RNA from Durusdinium trenchii, 1252 nucleotides. The record is from the annotation of a GenBank genome assembly. Lineage: Eukaryota; Dinophyceae; Suessiales; Symbiodiniaceae.